This is a messenger RNA of Populus euphratica (Euphrates poplar), 1802 nucleotides long. Its product is annotated as alanine--glyoxylate aminotransferase 2 homolog 2, mitochondrial-like. Gene Ontology annotation, molecular function: pyridoxal phosphate binding; transaminase activity. The coding region runs from base 108 to 1547 and encodes 479 amino acids. The transcript has 9 exons. Gene Ontology annotation, cellular component: mitochondrion. The record is from RefSeq and is a predicted model, not a curated record. Lineage: Eukaryota; Viridiplantae; Streptophyta; Magnoliopsida; Malpighiales; Salicaceae.
CCGUCCCCUCCUCUUAACCAAUCUCCAUCUCUCUCGCAUCCAAGUUUCUAUCAAGAAACCAGAGAGACAGAGAGGGGAUUUACAAUUAGAAACAGCAGCUAAGCAAGAUGCAGAGAUUUAUAACCAAAAGGGUAUUGUCGUCGUCAGCAAAUUCUCCGCGUUCUCAUCGCUGCUUCUCUCAACUUGCCCAAAAACAAUCCUCCUCCGUUCAUGAUAAUGAUAUCCCUGUUCCCAAACUACCCCCAUUCGAUUAUUCCCCUUCUCCUUACACCGGUCCUUCCGCCGACCAAAUAUUGGCUAAACGCAAACAAUAUCUCAGCCCUUCUUUGUUUCACUUCUUCAGUAAACCUUUAAACGUGGUUGAUGGAAAGAUGCAGUAUCUAUUCGAUGAGAACGGCCGUAGAUACCUUGAUGGUUUUGGAGGUAUUGCUACGGUGUGUUGCGGUCAUUGUCAUCCUGACGUGGUUGAUGCGAUUGUCAAACAAGUCAACCGUAUACAGCACUCUACUGUUCUUUACCUCAAUCAUGCCAUUGCUGAUUUCGCCGAGGCCUUGGCCUCCAAAAUGCCUGGAAACCUUAAAGUGGUGUUUUUUACGAAUUCGGGGACGGAGGCGAAUGAACUAGCGUUGAUGAUCGCAAGAUUGUAUACGGGUUGUCAAGAUAUAAUAUCGUUGAGGAAUGCUUAUCAUGGGAAUGCAGCUGGGACUAUGGGGGCUACAGCACAGUCUCUUUGGAAAUUUAAUGUUAUUCAGAGUGGAGUCCAUCAUGCAUUGAACCCAGAUCCAUACAGAGGAGUAUUUGGUUCAGAUGGAGAAAAGUAUGCAAAAGAUGUCCAAGAUAUUAUUGACUUUGGGACUUCUGGUCAUGUUGCUGGAUUUAUAUCUGAAGCUAUCCAGGGAGUGGGAGGAAUUAUAGAAUUGGCCCCAGAUUACUUGCCUGCGGCUUAUAAAAGUAUCAAGAAAGCAGGAGGCCUUUGUAUUGCUGAUGAGGUUCAGGCUGGUUUUGGACGCACGGGGAGUCAUUUCUGGGGAUUUGAGGCCCAGGGUGUUGUUCCUGACAUUGUGACAAUGGCAAAGGGGAUUGGGAAUGGCAUUCCUCUUGGUGCUGUGGUGACCACCCCUGAAAUUGCAGAAGUCUUGACUCGUCGGAGUUACUUCAACACAUUUGGAGGAAAUCCUUUAUGUACCGCUGCAGGUCUGGCAGUUUUAAAAGUGAUCGAGAAAGACAAUCUUCAGGAAAAUGCACUAGUUGUGGGGUCCCAUCUGAAAAAGAGACUGACUGAACUCAAGGAUAAAUAUGAAAUCAUUGGAGAUGUGAGGGGAAAAGGAUUGAUGCUUGGUGUUGAACUUGUAACUGACCGCCAACAGAAAACUCCAGCAAAGGCUGAAACUCUGCAUGUAAUGGAGCAGAUGAAAGAACUGGGGGUCUUGAUUGGGAAAGGCGGAUUCUAUGGCAACGUUUUUAGAAUUACACCUCCGCUAUGCUUUACUAAAGAAGAUGCAGAUUUCCUUGUGGAUGCGAUGGAUUACACAAUGUCAAAGAUGUGAAGUCUACAGCUAUAAUGUAGAUAUAGAUGUCUAUUGGGUCAUUCACAAGCUGGUCACAAGCUGGUCCUACUGGUUGAUCAUGUGCUUUUCAUUGUGAGUGAAAAACAAUGAAUGCAUAAAUAGGUUUGUACCUUGAAUAAUUUGCUAGGACAAAGUUUAACGAUGAGUCAACCGCUCGUUGUCUCUUGGGAACCUCUCUUUGGGUUCUUACUUCAAUAAUAAUUUGCAUGAAUGUUUCUUUCUUUGUUUGGAAAA